ACUAGUUUCUACAACACCAUAUUAUGGUACCAGCAGUCAAUAGCUGAUACUAGUCUCAAACUGAUUGGAUAUGUGUAUUAUAAAAGUCAGACAGUUGAAGGUUCAUUUAAAGAGCACUUUGAAAUCCUUGGAGAUGGAAUGAAAGAAGCAUCUCUUCAGCUUCUGUGCUGACCUGAAGACAGUGCAGUGUGUUACUGUUCUGACCUGAAGACAGUGCAGUGUGUUACUGUUCUGACCUGAAGACAGUGCAGUGUAUUACUGUUCUGACCUGAAGUCAACCCAGUGAUGUAGAUACCCUUCUCUCUUCUACAAAAACCCCUUCUGAUCCGUUACUCCAAAACUGCAGUGUACAUCAACACCCAGCAGACCUGCUAUCCACCGCUGUAGAUGUCUGAGCACAUGGAGGAAGAUGCUAUCAAACCUCUAUACCAAAUAAUGUGGUUGAUGUUGUUGCUUUGAAGAAACGGUUUGGGUAUUUCUUCAAAUUACAGCCUAUUUGGUAGUGUGAUUACUGCAGAAUCCAAAACACAGAUCAAAUCUAAAGACUAAAAAAGACAAAUACUUUCAAUGAUGUAGUUACCGGUUUGUUCCGCAAUACACCUUUAAGUUGAACAGGAGACCUGUAAGUGAACAAGGUAUCUGAUUGAAUAUCAACAUAAGUUCUGACGUCAAAGUGAUGUCAUUUCCUUCCCCUCCGGCAGCUCAGUUCAGCUCACCGUCUCUAUUGACUUAUUUCCUCUCACCCCUAUGGACUCUGGUCUAAAGUAGUGCACUAUAAAUGGAAUAGGGUGCCAUUUGGGAUGCAGUAUACAUUUGACACUCCCACUAGCUGACAACACAUCUCUGACUAUCUGAAAACCCUUUCUCCUUGUCCAUGUGACACUUCUCUCCAGAACCAUCAACAUGAUCACGCUCCUCAUACAAGUAGCAACUCUACUACUAUGGGUGACAGGUACUAAGUCCCUCAUGAAAGAUAUAUUUACUACUGAAGUAUAUUGCUACUGUAUAUUUCAUAUUGUCUGUUUUCAUCCACAGGGCUGUCACAAACAGACAAAGUUCACCAGACUCCUACUGAAAUACUAAAAAGACCUGAAGAUAAAGUUCAGUUCAGCUGCAGCCACAAUGAUCCAAACUACUACAUGAUACUGUGGUACAAACAGUCAGCCCAAAACACUGCUCUGAAACUCAUUGGGUAUGUGAGAUACACCAGUCCAAUGGUGGAAGAUUCCUUUAAAGAGCGUUUUAAUGUGAGUGGAGAUGGUGCAGCUAACAAAAUGGCGUAUCUACAUAUUCCCAAACUGAGAGAAGCUGAAGACAGUGCAGUGUAUUUCUGUGCUGCUAGUGAUGCACAGUGUUUCACUAUACCCUCUCUCCUCUACAAAAACCCUCUC
Molecule: messenger RNA, 1391 nt
Organism: Coregonus sp. 'balchen'
Lineage: Eukaryota; Metazoa; Chordata; Actinopteri; Salmoniformes; Salmonidae
Source: the annotation of a GenBank genome assembly